Lethenteron reissneri (Far Eastern brook lamprey) is the source of this 3072-nucleotide messenger RNA. Its product is annotated as short transient receptor potential channel 7-like. Gene Ontology annotation, biological process: regulation of cytosolic calcium ion concentration; single fertilization; calcium ion transmembrane transport. NCBI's taxonomy places the organism in Eukaryota, Metazoa, Chordata, Hyperoartia, Petromyzontiformes, Petromyzontidae. The record is from RefSeq and is a predicted model, not a curated record. Gene Ontology annotation, molecular function: store-operated calcium channel activity; protein binding; inositol 1,4,5 trisphosphate binding. Gene Ontology annotation, cellular component: cation channel complex; plasma membrane.
AGAGCGAGGUGAGAGAGAGACGCAGAGAGCUCGCAGCUGGCGGAGGGGAUGGAGGCAAAUUGGAUUCCAAGUGGAGACGGAUGGGUGCGGCGCAUCGAGAAUGGGACCCUCCCUCUCGCGGCCGAGUCUGCGGCCGGAUCUACCGGCACGGACCAAUCCAUCUACCCGAGAGCGUCCGUCAACCGGCAGACGAUACGGCGGCGGCCCACGAUGAUGCGGGAGAAGGCGGGCCGGCGUCAGGCGGUGCGGGGCCCCGCGUACAUGUUCAGCGAGCGGGCCACGAACCUCACGGCCGAGGAGGAGCGCUUCCUCGACGCGGCCGAGUACGGCAACAUCCCCGUGGUGCGCCGUAUGCUGGAGGAUUGCGGCGCUGGCCGCUCGCUCAACGUCAACUGCGUGGACUACAUGGGCCAGAACGCCAUGCAGCUCGCCGUGGGCAACGAGCACCUCGAGGUGGCCGAGCUGCUGCUCAAGCGCGACAAGCUGUCGCGGGUCGGCGACGCACUCAUGCUCGCCAUCAGCAAGGGCUACGUGCGGAUUGUGGAGACCAUCCUCGCCCACCCGGCCUUCGCCGGUGAGAAGCGCCUCAUCCUGAGCCCCCGGGAGCAGGAGACGCAGGACGACGACUUCUACGCCUACGACGAAGAUGGCACACGCUUCUCUCCCGACAUCACCCCCAUCAUCCUUGCAGCGCACUGCCAGGAGUACGAGAUCGUGCACAUCUUGCUGCGCAGGGGGGCGCGCAUCGAGCGGCCGCACGACUACUUCUGCAAGUGCGGCGAGUGUACCGAGAAGCAGCGGCACGAUGCCUUUUGCCACUCGCGCUCGCGCAUCAACGCGUACCGCGGCCUCGCCAGCCCCGCGUACCUGUCGCUGUCCAGCGAGGACCCCGUGCUCACUGCCCUCGAACUCAGCAAUGAGCUCGCCAUGCUGGCCAACAUCGAGAAGGAGUUCAAGAACGACUACAAGAAGCUGUCGGUGCAGUGCAAAGACUUCGUGGUGGGGCUGCUCGACCUGUGCCGCGACACGGAGGAGGUGGAGGCGAUCCUCAACGGCGACGCGGAGCUCAACCCGCCAGCCUGCGACCGCCAGCGAGCAGCCCUCAUCCGCCUCAAGCUCGCCAUCAAGUACGAGGUCAAGAAGUUUGUGGCUCACCCCAACUGCCAGCAGCAGCUGCUGUCCAUCUGGUACGAGAACAUCUCGGGCCUGAGGCAGCAGUCCAACGGCAUCAAAUUCCUCGUGGUGCUCUCCGUGGCCAUGUCACUGCCCAUCCUCGCGCUCGCCUACUGGAUCUCACCUUGUAGCCAGAUCGGGAAGGUGCUGCGGAGCCCGUUCAUGAAGUUCGUGGCGCACGCCGCCUCCUUCACCAUCUUCCUGGCGCUGCUGGUGCUCAACGCCUCCGACCGCUUCGAGGGCGUCAAGCUGCUGCCCAACGAGACGGAGACCGACCACCCGCAGCAGCUCUUCCGCAUCAAGACGACGUCCUUCACCUGGACGGAGCUGCUCAUCAUCGCGUGGAUCAUCGGAAUGAUCUGGGCCGAGUGCAAGGAGCUGUGGGCCGAGGGGCUCAAGGAGUACCUCUUCCAGCUGUGGAACGUCCUCGACUUCGGUAUGCUCUCCAUCUUCGUGGCGUCGUUCACGGCGCGCCUCUUCGCCUUCCUCAAGGCCUCCGAGGCGCAGCGCUUCGUCGACUCGGAGGGCUUCCCCAACGUCUCCAACGCGACGCUGCCCGAGCACAUCCGCUACUUCAACCUGGCUCGGAGCCACUGGCUCCCCUCGGACCCUCAGAUCAUCUCCGAGGGCCUCUACUCCAUCGCCAUUGUGCUGAGCUUCUCGCGCAUCGCCUACAUCCUGCCGGCCAACGAGAGCUUUGGGCCCCUUCAGAUCUCCCUGGGCCAGACGGUGAAGGACAUCUUCAAGUUCAUGGUCAUCUUCAUCAUGGUCUUCCUGGCCUUCAUGAUCGGCAUGUUCAACCUAUACUCAUACUACCGGGGCGCCAAGGUCAACCGCGCCUUUGUCACAGUUGAGGAAAGCUUCAAGACCCUCUUCUGGUCGAUCUUCGGCCUCUCCGAGGUGGCUUCGGUCGUCAUCAACUACAACCACAAGUUCAUCGAGAACAUCGGCUACAUCCUCUACGGGGUCUACAACGUCACCAUGGUGGUGGUGCUGCUCAACAUGCUCAUCGCCAUGAUCAACAGCUCCUACCAGGAGAUCGAGGACGAUUCGGACGUGGAGUGGAAGUUCGCUCGCGCCAAGCUCUGGAUCUCGUACUUCGAGCAGGGCCGCACGUUGCCCGUGCCCUUCAACCUCGUGCCCAGCCCCAAGUCGGCCGUGCAGCUUCUGUUGGCAGCGGUGCGCGCCCUCGGCCGCCUGUGCCGCUGGCGCGAGCACAAGGGCAAGCUGGACGUGGAGAUGGACAUGCUGGACGUCAAGGCCAAGGACCUGUAUAGCCUGAGGAGCAACAUGAACCGAAGCAUGAACAGCAUAGGUCAGCAUCCCACCCGCUACCAGCAAAUCAUGAAACGGCUCAUCAAGAGGUACGUCUUGAAAGCCCAGUUCGACAAGGAGAACGACGAGGUCAACGAAGGAGAGCUCAAGGACAUCAAGCAGGACAUCUCUAGCCUGCGCUAUGAGCUCCUGGAGGAAAAGUCCCAGAAUGCCGAGGACCUCGCCGCCAUUAUCCAGCAGCUCAGUGAAAAGUUCAACCUGGAGAUCCCACAGCCGUCCGACAACGACGAGAUGGACUUGGAGGAGAAAGACGUCAGGUUAUAGCCCUUGGAGCUGUGGGUUCGUGGGGGAGGAGGUGGCGAAAGUCUCUCACUUAGGGCGGUGUGCGUGUGAUUGACGUACAACGACAGAGGACGCGGGUGGGGGGGGGGUCAGCGGCGACCUUAUCGUUGGUCUCUUUGCUGAGUAACAAGAGGACGACUUGCUUGUGUGAAGCGGGCCACACUGAGCAGUCGUAAGGAGCCUAAAAGUAAAACGGGACGAGGACAACGCUGCUUGCGCGUGCAAAACGUUUGCGUUUUCCAUUCGAAAACGACGCCCCUCCCGCCCCCCCCCCCCCCCCCC